CAGGGGGGCCGGCGGAGCGGGUGGCGGCCCCUGCAGGCCGCGGCGGGGCGGGCACCCGGAGCCCCGGCAGCCCGGCGGUGUCAGUGCCACGGUGUCGGCCGCCGAGCGAGAAGGCAGAGCCUGGCCCCGUCCUCCCCGCGGCCGGGCCCCCGCAUGCAGCCCUCACCCUGGAGCGGCGGCGGCGGAUCGAGGAGCUCUCGAGGGCGUCCCGGCAGCGGCUGCUGCAGUCGCGGGACAGGAUGUUCUCCAAGUUCACCUCCAUCCUGCAGCACGCCGUGGAGGCGCUUGCACCUUCCCUUCCAUUACAAGAAGAUUUUGUUUACCACUGGAAGGCAAUCACCCAUUACUACAUAGAGACUUCAGAUGACAAAGCUCCUGUGACUGAUACCAACAUUCCUUCUCAUCUGGAGCAGAUGUUGGAUAUUCUAGUUCAAGAAGAAAAUGAGAGGGAAUCAGGUGAAACGGGGCCCUGUAUGGAGUAUUUGCUACAUCACAAGAUCCUGGAGACACUCUACACACUAGGAAAAGCUGAUUGUCCUCCAGGAAUGAAACAGCAAGUUUUGGCUUUUUAUACAAAACUGCUUGGAAGAAUACAACAACCUCUUCUUCCCCACAUAAAUGUGCAUAGGCCAGUGCAGAAAUUAAUCAGGCUGUGUGGUGAAGUUCUGGCAACACCAACAGAAAAUGAAGAAAUUCAGUUUCUCUGUAUAGUAUGUGCAAAGCUGAAACAGGAUCCAUACCUGGUCAACUUUUUCCUUGAGGUCAUUCAGGAUCCUGUUUUGCACCUUUACAGGAGGCAGAAUAAGUUAAAAGCAAUGGCUUCUAAAGAAUCACCAAACGUAAUCACAGAAGACAUGCUAAAAGGCCAAGAGUCUUUGGCAGCAGACACAGGACAGCCCAUUCCACCUGAAGAAAUACCUGGUGCUGCCGGAGCAGAGCAAAUGGAGAAGGAAGAUGACCUCCCCCAACAGACAGAUGAUCUGUCUUUCAGUCUGGAUGAACUCAAUGUCGCAUCAUCACCCGAGUCCUCCACUGUUUGUCCAAAUCAAGACUAUAAUUUAGUGAAUUCUCUACUAAAUCUCACUAAAAGUCCGGAUGGCCGGAUAGCUGUGAAGGCCUGUGAAGGGCUCAUGCUUUUGGUGAGUUUGCCAGAACCAGCAGCUGCCAAGUGCCUGACUCAAAGCACUUGUUUAUGUGAACUGUUGACAGACAGGCUGGCCACCCUCUACAAAGCCCUGCCUCAGUCACUGGAUCCCUUAGACAUUGAAACAGUGGAGGCAAUUAACUGGGGUUUGGAUUCCUAUAGCCACAAAGAAGACGCAUCUGCUUUUCCAGGGAAAAGAGCGUUGAUUUCAUUUCUUUCAUGGUUUGACUACUGUGAUCAACUCAUCAAGGAAGCACAAAAGACUGCUGCUGUUGCUAUGGCAAAAGCUGUGCGGGAACGAUUUUUUGUUGAUGUUAUGGAACCCCAGCUGAUGCAAACCUCAGAGAUUGGAAUCCUCACAUCAACUGCACUAUUGCAUCGCAUCGUUCGUCAAGUAACUUCAGAUGUCCUGCUGCAGGAAGUAGUUUAUUUUAUACUAGGAGAACACAGAGAGCCAGAAACUUCGACAGACAUCAACAGACAUCCAUUGCGACACAGGUUAAUUGAACACUGUGAUCACAUUUCUGAUGAGAUCAGCAUAAUGACUCUACGAAUGUUUGAGCACCUUUUGCAAAAACCCAAUGAGCACAUUCUUUAUAAUUUGGUUCUGAGAAAUUUAGAAGAAAGAAAUUACAUAGAAUAUAAGCCACUGUGUCAAGAAGAUAAAGAUGUGGUAGAGAAUGGACAGAUUGCAGGAGCAAUAGACCUGGAGGAAGAUCCGCUAUUUACUGAUCUGUCUCCAGAUAACACAUUGUCAGCUCAAGAGUGGCUCAGUGCUUCUCCACCUGCCAGUCCAGAACAUCCAAAAAAUGAUGGGAAGACUGAAGUUCAUAAAAUUGUAAAUAGUUUUCUCUGUCUUGUACCUGAUGAAGCCAAGUCGUCAUACCACGUGGAGGGUACAGGUUAUGAUACUUACCUCAGAGAUGCCCACAGACAAUUCCGUGAUUAUUGUGUCAUCUGCUUACGGUGGGAGUGGCCUGGAUCUCCCAGGUCUUUGGAAAAGUGCAAUUUAGAAGCAUCAUUUUUUGAAGGACACUUCUUGAAAGUCCUCUUUGAAAGAAUGGGCAGGAUUCUUGAUCAGCCCUAUGAUGUAAAUUUACAAGUUACGUCAGUGUUGUCCAAACUCUCCUUGUUUCCCCAUCCUCAUAUACACGAAUACCUUUUGGAUCCUUACGUAAACCUAGCCUCUGGCUGCAGGUCUCUCUUCUCUGUUAUUGUCAGGGUUGUUGGGGACCUCAUGGUUAGAAUCCAGCGCAUCCCAGAUUUCACUCCCAAACUUCUGCUGGUCAGAAAACGCCUGCUGGGCUUGGAGCCCGAAGGGCCCAUCAUUGACCACAUGACGUUACUAGAGGGUGUGAUCGUGCUGGAAGAAUUCUGCAAAGAGCUGGCAGCAAUUGCAUUUGUGAAGUAUCAUGCCUCAUCUACGCCGUAAGCAGCCUUGACGAGUGGCCAGGCUGUAAAACCACCCGGCCUGUUUUAGUCAGAAGGACUACCGACAACACUCAGCUAGAAGAGGUGACACCUCCUGGCAAAGCGUCUGUUGACAUUUGGCAGGACUGGAAGACGGGUUGCUUUCACCAGUCGUUGGAUUCGCCACGUUGUGAGGUAGAUGGAUUCAAAUGGACCUAGAAUGUGAUUAAAGGCAUUUUGGGAGAAACCAAUACAGAGCAUUUCUAGCCACUGUGCAAAGAUCUGCAGAAGCUGCAUGAAGAACCACAGACAUCGUACCUUGGUUAUUGUUCUGGUAUAAUGACGAUGUUCAGGGAGCUAGGUCCUUCAUGUUUUGGAGCUCACGUGCGCCAGUUCGCUUUUUGUGACCAUAUUACUUUUAAGCAGCAAAUUAAUUUUAUAACAUUUUUAUGUCCUAAUUCUUUUCUUCUCAUGUGAAAGGAAAUCACAACUAUAGCUGAAAUGAAUAUUACUAGAAAUGAAGAGAGGUUCAAAAAAUCCACUAAUUUGUAUAGAGUGGAAUAUAUUCAUGAGGGAUUUUUAUUUUUAAAUUCUGUGACUCUUAAAAACAACUCUGAGUUUGAUUCCCCAUUGGAUUACUUCAGGAGAUAUAGUAGUAUAAAGCCAAUACUAGUGAGUUAUCCCUGAUUCAGGAUCACGUCCAUAACAAAUAUAUCUGAAAUGUACAUGUUUAUAACACAUUUGUCUCUGUCUUUCCAAGCGAUUGCUCUUCAGGUCCUCUGCGUAACUAGAUUUACUUCAGUUUUUUUGCAUGUGAACUCCAGUUGCUUGGCAUUUCACCUUUACAGGGAAAUGAAUUAUAGGUCAUUAGUAGUUGUUGCUGAAACAGUAUUUUUAAUUUCUUUUUUAAUUUCUAAAUUGAUAUUUAGCUUGGAUUUAUUUAAGAAUCUUUUGUGCCUUGAAAAUUGGCAGCAUAAAUGUUCUGUCAUUUUGAGAAACGUUUUUAUUGUUUAUCUAACCCCAGCAGCAGUGCCCAGCAGAAGAUUGCCUCAUGCCAUCAGUUCAGUUGAAGCGUUGAUACCUUAUGUAGGACCAAAAUGUUUACCUGCUUUGCGUGGUGCUGGGGUACAGAAAGGUAUCUCAGUGAGUCUGUCAGUAUGAAUGCUGUCAGCCAGGGCAGUCGUUCUCAUUGCUUGCACUUUGCUGCUGUUUCUCUACAGUGAUGGCAGCGAGCCCUUCAGACAGGGCUCGCAGCUCGCUGCCACCCCUGCACUAGCAGGGCCAGGCGGCUGGGCUUUAACCUUCAAGCCACACGCAGUGAUUUGGGUGGGAGACCGGUCCUGCACCCCGCACAGGUGCAUAGUACCUCUUCACCCUCCUACGAACCUAACAGUAUAGGCAGACAAGGUAGAGUUUAGUUCCUUGUGUUUACAUUGUAUUUCUUUGUCUUUCCUAGUGUCCUUUUUGCACAGCUAAUGCCUGUUUUGGAUGUGAUUGCUUAUAUGCAAGUAUGGACUCAUUUACUCAGUCACUGGGAUUGUCCUGGAUUUGCGUGACUGUACCUAGAAUCAGGUUCUGCUCUGAAUCCAUGCCUUUGAGAUUUUUUUUUUAAAUAUGUUUAUGGAAUCUGGGUGUUGAGAGGUCAUUUAAGUUAGCAAGUUAAUUAGAAGUGUCACAGUUAACGGGCUAAAUUUAUUCUUGUCACAACAGUGAAGGUGGUCCUGCUGUAAAGGCUUCCUGUAUGGGUUCAGCUGGGGAGGAAGGCUAACACAGCAGUUCUGGAACUGGGGAAAUAUUUUGGCAGGUAAAACCACAUUCAGUGGCUCCGUAUACUGGGAUGUAUCUGUACAGUUUAUUGGAUUUAUCUGGCAAAAAAAAAGCGAAUGUAUUUUACUUCCCAGCCUUCCUUUUUCCCCCAGAUUUAGCCCUGAAAUAUUUUCAGAUCAAAGUAGCAUAGUAGGAUAAGGUUUAAAAAAUGCCACUUUUCUCAUUUUUGUUCUUUGGAAAUACACCUUGAAAGUAGCAAAUAAUUUUAGUGAUAUGUAUUGCAGUCAGCCCAUAUUAGAAGCUUCAUUAAUGUAACAUACUUGGCAUAUAAUUUAGAACAUAUGUCUACGCAGUGAUGUUUAAUACAUACGUUUGUUAUAAUUAAGGUCACAAUUCAGUGAAACAGUUAAACAUAAGGUUAAUUUCAAUAAUUUUCCUAAAUCACAGUCUCUUGCGUGGAUAAAGUUAAGCUGUUGAGCACAAAUGCUGAUGCUUCAUUGAAUUUGUCUUUAUUGUUUUUUUCUUGAGCUUAAUUACUUUUUCUUUAAAAUUGAUAUUUCAUUAUUUAUUUUUUUAAGUGUGUGUUCCAGAAUACUUCUGAUGUCCUAAUUUCAGUGGAAACUGGAAGUGAUAAUACUGCUAUGAAAGAAAGGGAGAGAAAUGUUAAGCAAAACUUGCAAGAGCUUUCCAAGCUAUAUAAUGAUUUGUAAAGCCAUGCGGGAGAUGCUUGAUCUUAAAUGAAACCAUUAACAUCACCUCUGGUAUUGUUGUUUGUACCGAUACCUGAGCUCAUUACAUAGUAAGGAAUUGUAUCAGUCAGUUUCUGCAAGGACUGCUGCAAUGUCUGUGGCAUUUUAAUGCAAAACAGUUUACCAAGCUGCAAACACAAUUCCUUAACUCUUGUACAUGGGGGGAAAAAAAAAAAAAAAAAAAAAAAGUAGAUAUAACUGUGAGUACUCUUAAAUUCAGGAUAAAAUUGUUCAGUCUUCAGCAACAUUGGAGAUGUUCUUGCAAACCAAAUCUUACUCAGCUGAUAAAUUUGUAAGACACGGAUCCAUCUUGGGAAGAAGUGAAACAAUGCUUGAAGCUGCAUUAGCCUGAACUAAUUUUGUGAGCGCCGUGUACAAACCCCUGAUUACAAUACACGAUGGCAAUGACCUUUAUUUUGUAAAAGUGAUUUAAUCUUCCUUAAGAGAUGGAACUCAUUUAAUUUUCUUUUGUGAUACUUUUCAUGCACUUUUUUUUAAGAAGAACCUUCUUAGGUUAGAAGUUAGUUCAGGUCCCUGUUUUCACAUUUCCAAUCUAUGCAUGCCAUUGAGGUGCCCAUUUUGUUUCUGUGUUUGUGUUUGUGUAUUUAUUGCCCAGAGAUGGACACCUGGGAAAAUGUAUGGCCUGAAGUUCACAACAUAUGGAGAUCCUCCACAUGUCUGUGGAAAAUGCAAGUGCUGAUCACCUUUGAAAAUAUGGCUACUAGUAUUAGAUUGAAAUGCUUGAGAGGAAAUACAACAAUAAUUUUUGAUUUCAAAAAGCAGAUGCAAACUACUUUUUAACCCUUGAUGCACGUGUGUAAAUAGACACAUUUUUAUGUUUUUUCCAUUUAAAGUAUGUAUUUGAUUUAGACUCUGAUAUAGCAAAUUUUGUAAUAAGCCAUGUGCUAAGCUCCCGUAGAACAAGUUUGUCCUUAGUUGUCUUCUCAUAUGACUGUAAUAUUCCUGGUAUUCAGAUCUUGUCUGUGUAAUGUUCUUACUAUGUAUUUGUCUGUGCAAUAUAAAAGCUGUGAUUUGACACAGCUUGAGUCUGGUUGUAUAUCACCUAUGUAUAUAUAUACAUAGAUAUAUAUAUAUGAGAACCAGAAUUCCGAGCUUGCUUACACUAUGAUUAGUGUAAAGAUCGUUGCACGUGAUUUUACAGGGCACAAGUAAUCAUGGAAUGGCUUCAUAAAUGCAUGGUAAUUUCUACCUUAACCUGCUGUGUGAAUCCACAGGUGACAUUUUAUUAUUACUUACUGUCUCAGUACUAAACCGAAGUGCUAGGUAAAAUCUAAGGAUUAUGUAGCAGACGUAGUGCUACAUGAAAAAUCCAUAUCCGAUAUGGCAUAUCCUGCAGGGUUUUCAAACUGUGGCCCUCAAUAGUUUCUGUGCCCUGUAAAAUAGUGUAACUAUAUAAAAUAAACGUUCCUUGUUUUGCCUCCUGCCUUGUUUACAUUAAACAGAGGAUAUUCAGUAAAAUUUUUCAAUUAAA
This is a messenger RNA of Oxyura jamaicensis (ruddy duck), 6562 nucleotides long. RefSeq names its product family with sequence similarity 160 member B1 (gene FHIP2A). The transcript has 18 exons. The record is from RefSeq and is a predicted model, not a curated record. NCBI's taxonomy places the organism in Eukaryota, Metazoa, Chordata, Aves, Anseriformes, Anatidae. Bases 240 to 2576 code for a protein of 778 amino acids.